UCUGUGGUUGUAAUGGCGGAAUGUGAAUUUUUUGUGUAGCGUCAGGGGAGGGUUUGUAGAUGUUUAGUUGAUUGUUUGUUUUUAGUAUCUGUGGGUAACAGUGGCAGCUGUCUGUAGAGUGUCUUAUUAAUGAUAGCUAUAUGCUGUGUCGCAACAUGUUUAAUACUGGUCUGGAUAAACUAAACGCCUGUACCCACAUUAGAUCUUAACCUUAAAGUACUGUCCUUUCUGUAAUUCUCAGUAGCAGCGUGGUUACGUUUUAGCAGUGUGUUUGUAACGUGGUUCAGAAUUAAAUGUUGUUUUGUGUUGUACGCUGUGUGUGUAUGAAGAAUAAAAGAUCUUGAAAUUCCCUGUAUUGGAAACAUGGAUCCGUCGUACAAUCAACGAUUGGCGGGACCAGAAAAUCAGUUCCUUCUAAAUGAUGUUGUUCCAGGGAAUGGAAUGACGGCUAGGGGGUCACGGAAGUUACCUACAGGAGCAGAAGGUUAUGAAAAGCAGCCACUGUUUGAAAGAGCGGGUAGUGCUGAGCCUGUACGGUUGACUCCUGCGUGGGAAGAGACAAAUCUGCCCAACGAUGAGCUUAACUUCAAGGGUGUCACAAUGGAAAGAGCAGAUCUUGAGAUGAAUCCACCAAUAGACAGAUUAAAGCUGGUAUACCUAACGUUUGUUCUCCAUGGAGUGGGGACACUUAUGCCAUGGAAUAUGUUCAUCAAUGCUAAAUCUUAUUUUGUGGACUACAAAUUAGGAAAGGCAUACCUUGGAACUGAAUCUGUGUAUGCUUCUAAUUUUUUGGCAUAUGUUGGUUUUGCUGCACAGGUUCCUAAUUUGCUAUUCAAUUGGUUAAACAUCUUUAUCACAAUACGAGGCAACUUGACAACACGUAUUGUGUGGAGUAUUUUUGUCGAAGUUCUUGUUUUCAUUGUCACAGUAAUUUUUGCCAUGUCAGAUACAUCAUCAUGGCCAGGACCAUUUUUCUUUGUGACAAUGGUCACCAUUGUGUUGCUGAAUAUGGCUAGUGGCAUCUACCAGAACACUGUUUAUGGAAUGGCAGCUAAAUUACCUUUUAAAUAUACAGGGGCUGUUAUUUUGGGAGCUAACAUCAGUGGUGCAAUUUCAUCAAUCAUCAACAUAAUGUCAUUGGCAAUGGCACCAAAUGUGAGGACAGCUGCCAUUUAUUACUUUAUUACAGCCCUCUUCAUUUUGUUGGCAUGUUUUGAUACCUACUUCGCCCUUCCUUUGAAUAGAUUUUAUCGUUACCAUGAGCUUCUAGCUCAAAAAGAACAACAAAGCAAGGAGUGUCAGGCUGUUGGCAGAGCAUCAUCACAUGUGCCCUACUUUCAGAUUUUCAAACAGUGUUUCCCACAGCUUUUCAACGUGUUUUUCGUUUUCUUUGUGACGUUGUCUGUUUUUCCAGCUGUUCAUUCAGAUAUCAAACAGAGUGAUCCAGAUUUUAUCAUCAGUGAGAAGUACUUCACUGAGGUUACGUGUUUCUUAACAUUCAACGUUUGUGCUAUGCUUGGAAGCUUGUUGUCAGCUGUUUUCACGUGGCCCAAGCCUAAGCAUUUAAUUUUUCCUGUGGUACUGAGAGUUUUAUUUAUUCCAUUCUUUAUGGUGUGCAAGUACGAACCUCAGAAUAGAAUUCGCCAGUUUCCAGUAUUCAUCCAUAAUGAUUGGGUGUAUUGGGUAGCAAGCAUGCUGCUUGGUAUUUCCAGUGGGCAUCUCAGUGCACUUGCUAUGAUGUACUGCCCAAGGUGUGUGGAGCCACAGUAUGCGUCAACAGCUGGCAUGUUUGGUGCAGCUGUGCUGAUAACUGGAAUUUUCUCUGGUAUCACUUUUACACUUGCCUUACCAGAGUUUGUUGUUGGAGUUCCUUGGAACUUAUGAAUAUUUAUUACUUUAAUACUGCCAAGAAUUUAAAUUGUGAGACAUUAUUAUUUUGAAAUAAAAAUCAAACUAAUGUCUGUUUUACUGUGUGAUUUUCUGUGAUGUGCUUAUUUUGAUUUUAUAAAUUUUUGUUAAUUUUAUCCAAUUUUGUAUAUCCAACCAAUCAGGGUAUGAUCUUAAUAUUAAAAGAAAGUGUUUCAAGGCAGUUUUUAGUCCACUGUGACACUGCAGCACUGACUUUCAAAUUGUGUUCAGUCUGAUUAGACACAUUGGACUUAAAAAUAUUGUCUUUUUGUGCAUUUUCUAGUUAAUAAUUUGGGAUUAGAUUUAUUGUCAAUUAUCAUUUGUUGUUUAACAAAUUUACCAAAGUUCAACAUACAAAGAGAAAAACAAUCAUACUUUGUAUAUAAUCUUCAGUAUGUUGUUCACAUUUUUAUAUUUUUUCAUGAAGUACAAUGCUCUCUCUGAUACGCUUUCGAUUCAUAUCUAUCUCUAUUUCUGUGUCUUUCUUUCAUUUUCUCUUUCAGCCAUAACAAAAUAUAUAAAUCUUUAUCAUAUUGUGGUUUAGAUAUCUUUUUAUUGAAACUGCAACAUAAAGAAAACUAAAGCAAUAUUAAGAAUUUCACUUUGUACAUUGAGUAUAUCACAAGAAUAUUUAUCAAAAAACAAAGAUGAUGUGACUUACCAUACGAAAGCGCUGGCAGGUCGAAAGACACACAAACAAACACAAACAUGCACACAAAAUUCAAGC
Schistocerca piceifrons (Central American locust) is the source of this 2635-nucleotide messenger RNA. RefSeq names its product equilibrative nucleoside transporter 1 (gene Ent2). Lineage: Eukaryota; Metazoa; Arthropoda; Insecta; Orthoptera; Acrididae. Bases 364 to 1884 code for a protein of 506 amino acids. The record is from RefSeq and is a predicted model, not a curated record. The transcript has 11 exons. Gene Ontology annotation, cellular component: plasma membrane. Gene Ontology annotation, molecular function: nucleoside transmembrane transporter activity. Gene Ontology annotation, biological process: nucleoside transmembrane transport.